Molecule: messenger RNA, 1356 nt
Organism: Prunus armeniaca (apricot)
Lineage: Eukaryota; Viridiplantae; Streptophyta; Magnoliopsida; Rosales; Rosaceae
Source: the annotation of a GenBank genome assembly
AUGAAUUCUAAGAUUGAAAGCGACUCAAUUAUUGAUCCUGCAGCAAUCUUCGCUAUGCUUUUUGGUAGUGAGCUUUUUGAGGAAUAUAUUGGCCAGCUAGCCAUGGCAUCAAUGGCUUCACUAGAUAUUUUCUCAGAAGGGGAGCGGUUCGAUCCCAAAAAGCUGCAAGAGAAAAUGCGGAUAAACAGGUAUGCAUUUUCUGGUGGACAAGAUUCAAUAGAGAAACAUAGAGAACUUGGAGCACAUCGCGAGCUUACAGGUGUUGAUGCGUUGAAUACAAUUGGCUACAUAUAUGCCAGAAAGUCAGCAAAAGAGCUACAGAUGCUUGCAAAGAUAGGGUAUAUCAUUUCGUUGUUAGGCUAUGUUCCUGCGAUCGAUGGAGAUUUAAAUUUUCCUGAUAACUAUGCUCCAUUUACAUUUCAUGAAGGCUUGCUUUCCAGUGAGCAAGGUGCCUACAUUGCAGAGUCUAUCGCUGCUAAGAACAUGAAACAAGCGAAGAGCCGUUUUCGGAUGUAUGAGGAUGCCACAGAUCAUGGUGGUUCUAAUCAUUCUGCAAAAGUAGAGCCAGCCAAUGGUUGUACAGGUGAAAGGGAAACUGGGAAGUCUGCAAAGAAACUUGAUAAAGGAAGGACUGCAAAAGAGGAGGCAUCCAAACGUGAGAAGCUUGAGAUUGCAAGGGAAGCUGCCCCAUUUGUGGAUCCUGCUGUUUUGGUGGAAACUUAUGAACAAGAGGAAUGUGUCGAUGAUCUUGAAGGGGAUGAUCGGAUUCAAUCUGCGCUUGCUCACAUUGUGACGCACGCACUUUUGAAGAUGCUCCUGGACCUGCAAGUGGAGGAGGCAUUUGCUUUCUGUGGUACUCCAGAAGGUGAUCUGGUCCAUCCUGCAGCAGUACUGGAGACAGUUAGGCGUCAUAGAGUCAAUGUCGAUGGCAAUGUCUGUACUGUCAUGGUAACCACUUUGGUUCUUGAGGGAUGGCAGCGGAAACUUGAUCCCAGGAUCGAUGGAGAUUUAAAUUUUCCUGAUAACUAUGCUCCAUUUACAUUUCCUGAAGGCUUGCUUUCCAGUGAGCAAGGUGCCUACAUUGAAGAGUCAGCGCUGCUAAGAACAUCAAACAAGCUAAGGGCCGUUUUCGGAUGUAUGAGGAUGCCACGUAGCAUGCAUUACAAUCAUUUUGAUGUGCUAGAUAAAGGAAGGACUGCAAAGGAGGAGGCACGUGAGUUACAGCUUAGGGAGGAGGCAUCCAUACCUGAGAGGGUCCGAGAAAUACAGAAAAAUCUAUCUUCCAUACUUAAAGCACUUGGGGAAAUGUCCAUUGCUGAUCCUAUUUUAGCACACACAGUCAGCUUCCUUCCCUGA